This is a messenger RNA of Juglans microcarpa x Juglans regia, 525 nucleotides long. RefSeq lists its product as uncharacterized. Lineage: Eukaryota; Viridiplantae; Streptophyta; Magnoliopsida; Fagales; Juglandaceae. The transcript has 3 exons. The record is from RefSeq and is a predicted model, not a curated record. Bases 1 to 525 code for a protein of 174 amino acids.
AUGAGGCAUGUUAGCUGGAGUGUCGUGGAUGAAAAGGAGAAAGAGGAACUUAUUGAACGUGUUCGAAAAAUGUCCAGCCAAAACAAAGAAAAUAGGCGUAAGCAAAGGGUGAACCACACAAGCGGAAGGACUUCGUUUGUUGUACUAAUGGAAAGAAAGAAUCAGAUGGUUCAAUUGAUGAAUGCAAAAGCCCCAGAGGCUCGCACAGAUGAAGCAGCAGCAUGCAUAUUUAGGGAGGUAUUGGGACAUAGGUUAGGGUAUUCAAGAGGGCUGGGCAACUCUGUUAUGCCCGAAUCUAUAAAAGUGGCUGGAGUAUCCAAUGAGGAGUAUGAACGGCUCGCGGAGGAGAAUGAAGAAAAUAGGAAAAAUGCGGAGUAUUACCGAAGUCGGGUUGAAGAGAUUGAAGGUGGUUUCAAGAUGAUGAGGGAGCAUAUGCGGGAUUAUGAGCAACGUGUAAACAUGAGAAUGUCAAAAGUGGAGACGGAAUUAGAGUCUCAGAGAGAGACGUCCAGAGCAGUUCCUUAA